Molecule: messenger RNA, 2329 nt
Organism: Pyrgilauda ruficollis (rufous-necked snowfinch)
Lineage: Eukaryota; Metazoa; Chordata; Aves; Passeriformes; Passeridae
Gene: GFRA2
Product: GDNF family receptor alpha 2
Exons: 9
Coding region: 45-1448 (467 amino acids)
Biological process (GO): nervous system development
Cellular component (GO): signaling receptor complex; external side of plasma membrane
Molecular function (GO): signaling receptor activity
Source: RefSeq, a predicted model, not a curated record
CAUCAUUUUUUUGCACACGUGGAGGAGCGCGUGGAUUUCCUACCAUGAUCUUGGCAAACGCCUUCUGCAUCGUCCUCUUCGUAGAUGAGGUGCUGCGCUCGCUGGCCGGGCCCCCCUCGCCGCCGGCGCUGUCCCCGCCGGGCUGGCGAGCUCCGGUGGACUGCGUGCGAGCCAACGAGCUGUGCGCGGGCGAGCCGGGCUGCAGCUCCCGCUACCGCACCCUGCGGCAGUGCCUGGCCGGGCGCGACAGGAACACCAUGCUGGCCAACCGCGAGUGCCAGCUGGCCCUGGAGGUGCUGCAGGAGAGCCCCCUGCAGCACUGCCGCUGCAAGAGGGGCAUGAAGAAGGAGCUGCAGUGCCUUCAGAUCUACUGGAGCAUCCACCUGGGGCUGGCUGAAGGAGAGGAAUUUUAUGAAGCCUCCCCGUACGAGCCGGUCACCUCUCGUCUCUCUGAUAUAUUCAGACUCGCUUCAAUUUUCUCAGGAAUGGACCCGGCCACCACCUCCAAGAGCAACCACUGCCUGGACGCGGCCAAGGCCUGCAACCUCAACGACAACUGCAAGCGCCUGCGCUCGGGCUACAUCUCCACCUGCAGCCGGGAGCUGUCGGCCACCGAGCCCUGCAGCCGCCGCAAGUGCCACAAGGCCCUGCGCCAGUUCUUCGACCGCGUGCCCAGCGAGUUCACCUUCCGCCUGCUCUUCUGCUCCUGCAAGGACCCGGCGUGCGCCGAGCGCCGCCGCCAGACCAUCGUCCCCUCCUGCUCCUACGAGGACAAGGACAAGGACAAGCCCAACUGCCUGGACCUGCGCGGCGCCUGCCGGGCGGAUCACCUGUGCAGAUCCCGUCUGGCUGAUUUCCACACCAACUGCCAGGCCACAUUCCAGUCCCUGACCAGCUGUCCUGGGGACAACUUCCAGGCGUGCCUGGGCUCCUACGCAGGGCUCAUCGGCUUUGACAUCACCCCCAACUACGUGGACGCCAGCACCACCAGCAUCACCAUCUCACCCUGGUGCUCCUGCAAAGGCAGCGGGAAUAUGGAGGAGGAGUGCGAGAAAUUCCUGCGGGAUUUCACGGAAAAUCCCUGUCUCCGAAACGCCAUCCAAGCUUUUGGGAACGGCACCGACGUGAACCUGGCUCCCAAAAAUCCCAAUCCCGCCGUGACGGUGCUGCCGAAGGUGGAGAAGAGCCCGGCGCUGCCGGACGACGUCAACGACAGCAACACCGCCUACGACACGAGCGUCAUCAGCACCUGCACCUCCCUCCAGGAACAAGGCCUGAAGCCCAACAAAUCCAAGGAGCAGAGCUUGUGCUACUCCCAGGCCCAGCUGACCACGGAUGUGAUGCCAGACCAGAAGACUUUCAUGGAUCCCAAGGCGGGAAGCAGCCGGCAGCGGGAGAGCCGGAUCCUGCUCCUCAUUCCCAUCCUGAUCCCGGUGCUGGGGCUAUAGAGGGGCGGGAAGGAGCAGCCGGUGGGACGGGGACGCUCGGACCAGUGCCACCAGUGCCACCAGUGCUCACCAGUGCCCACCGCUGCCGCGCUUGCGCCGGAGACUGGAACGCUCCCAAAUCCCAGGAAUGCCGAGCUCCGGAGAGGCAGGAGGAGCCUUCACCAAGCUGGGAAACUUUGGUGGUUUUCUUCCUACUUUUCAUUUUUCCCGUUUUUUUUGGGGUUUUUUUUUGGUCUUUUCUGGGUUGGUUUUCCAGAGCGGCUCCUGGGAAAACUCCCUGGAAUGGGCCUGGAAUGGGGUCUGGAGCUGCCAGCGGUGCCGGGGAGGGGAAAAGAGUCAGAGAAAAGCUUUGGGAAAGGUGAAUUUCAGGAUUCUUUGCACUGGGGUGGCCACAGGAACAACGAGGAUUCUGCAUGGAAACAUCCUGGAGGAUGAAGGCGCCAUCGGGAGCCACCCGGAGGGGACUCCCACAGCUCUUCCCGUUGGUUUUUGGGGGAUUUUGGUUGGGAGUUUUCCUCUGAGAGUUUCCGAAUGGAAGAGAAAAGAAACUGGUGUGAAAUGUGUGAGGUUGUGCUGAUGUUUUCAAUCAUUCCAGGGGAAGAGGUUCCAUUUUCCUUUUUUUUAAAAUUUUUUUUUUAUUUGAAAUUUGGGUUGGGAGUGGAACUUGACCCAUCCAGGGUCAGAAUUCCUUUUUUUCCCUCUCCGCUUUAUUUCCUAUAUACAUAUAACAUAUGGAUAUUCCCAUAUACAUAAUCCUACCCAUCCUGUGGCUUUUUAAUUCCCAUUUUUCCCUUUAUUUUCCCUCUUUUUAAUUUUUUUUAAUCCCUCCAAUUCCCACAACAACUUCCAAAUGUAUUCUUGGAAAAUUUAUUUUUUUUAAC